AUGUUCCGUCGAGACUUUUGUGGUGUGGUUGCGGGCAGGGGACGUCAUCGAUUGCUUGUGUGGGCAGAGCAUGAUGGGAACACGCUUGAUUGCACCGAAUCAAGCUUCCCGAGACGCUCAGUUCUCAGCAUCAGGCACAUCGGAUCCGGCGUUGAGUUGGGCCAAGAUCGCAUUCGUUCGGUGGGGCAAGCUGCAAGCGCCAAGGCAGCGAGAAGCGCAGGCACCUUGGACAGCUCCAGCGCCCGCGCCCGCGCCCGCGCCCGCGAGCAACAGAAAAGAGGGAAGACGCAGGAUUGCACAGCGAUUGCUCAGGAUUGCAUAAUCGCGCAGGCCCCAGCAGCGUCGAGUGGCGGCCCUUUUUCGUCGGCCAGCAUCCCGAGAGCGCGCGCUCGCCGCCUUUGUAACGGGGCGCACGGUUCGUCCCUCUCGCAAGCACAGCCUCCUCCACCCAAGCCCUCGAUCAUCACGCCCGCCGCAGCAGCCCUGGGGUCUGCCGACGUAACCAGCAACCACGCCCAGAGUGAGACGCCCACAACACCACGGCGAGCUCUGAGAGCCGCACCUCUCCCGCCCUCCCCUCCCCUCCCCACCACAGCGUCUGCCCGCACAUAG
Molecule: messenger RNA, 612 nt
Organism: Parastagonospora nodorum SN15
Lineage: Eukaryota; Fungi; Ascomycota; Dothideomycetes; Pleosporales; Phaeosphaeriaceae
Exons: 2
Coding region: 1-612 (203 amino acids)
Source: RefSeq, a predicted model, not a curated record